AUUUUUUGUGAAAAACUAUUUGUUUAACUUGCUUUGUUUAAAAUUACUGUACUUACAUUUACAUACUGCACUAAAAUUUACUGAAUUGUUAUUAAAAUAAAAUUUUAUUUUAAAUGGAUAAAAGUUAUUGGGAGUUUAACAGAAAAGCUGAUGUUACGCUCUUGGUUGAAGGCGAAGAACUUUACGUGCAUCGUUUUAUUUUAUCAUCGUGUUCGCCUGUAUUUAACGUAAUGCUUGAGUCAGAUAACUUUAUAGAAAAAAAUAGUCGCAUCAUCCCUUUACCAGACAAAAAGAGAGAAGAUAUUCAAGAAAUGCUUAAUUUUAUAUAUCCGUUUGGACACCAAAUUUCAGAAAAAACUGAUAUCGAUAGUUUGCUAACUUUGUCACGUGAAUACCAGAUAAAUAAAAUUCUCAAUUUAUGUGAAAAAUAUCUUUUAAAUCAAAUACCCACUGUUGAACUGUUAAUUACUGCACAAGAGUUUGAUUUAAUAGAACUUCGAAAAAAGUGUAUUGAAUACUUCUCAGAAAAAGCUUUAUUAUCUUUGAUAAGUCAUCCAAAGUAUAACGAGCUGACUGAAGAUAAUAAACUGAUUCUUGCUGAACGACAGGUUAUAACUUUGCAAAAGUUCUGUGAAAACUAUUGCUCGUCUAAUAACUCGUAUGGAAAAUCUACUUCAACUGAAUUUAUGAAAAUGAAAAACCCCUAAAGAUGAAGCUUUAGCUAAUAUAAUAAACAGAUAACUGAUAUAAAUAUAACUAUUUAGUUUAACUCGUUGAUUUAUGCAAUAACUUAUUAUAAGUAGUAGUAGUAUUAGUAUCAAAAACAGCCACACUGAAUAAGCUCGAAAAAGGACUUUACGGAAUAAUAUCGAAAUAGAGAAUAAAACCAAAAUUGUAACAAAAGGAAUUAUAUCUAAAAUACGAAAAACAGAAUAAUCUCGAAAGAGAAUAAGUUCGAAAAGGGAACUUUCGGAUUAAUGUCGAAAUAGAUAAUGUACUGAAAUUGUAAAAUUUAAUUGAUAGAUUGCCUGCUUUAACCAAAACCUCAAUCAAUAUAGAAACACUCGUAGCAUGUUGUACCUCUUUGCUAGUUUUUUGAUACUGUUAUUAAAUCUAAAUUUGGAUAUUAUUCCAUAUAGGCAUUUUCGACAUAAUUUUUUCUUAAUUAAUUUUGAUUUUUUUAAAUUAAAUUUAUUUUCGAUAUUAAUUCCAAAGAAACGUUUUCAUCAAAAAAAUUUCAAUAGUAUUCCGUUUUUCGAGCAAUUUUUUUAUUUAAUUCUAUUCUGCUUUCUCUUUGUUAUCAUAUUAUUAUUUUUGUUAUUAUUACUAUUGUUAGUAUUGCUAUUAUUAUUGUUAUUAUUGUUAUUAUUAUUGUUUUUAUUGCUAUUAUUAUAAUUUUUAUUAUUGCAAUGUACAAUGUUUUCCUUUAGUAAACCAUAACUUCCGAUA
Hydra vulgaris (swiftwater hydra) is the source of this 1449-nucleotide messenger RNA. RefSeq names its product speckle-type POZ protein-like. Gene Ontology annotation, molecular function: protein binding. NCBI's taxonomy places the organism in Eukaryota, Metazoa, Cnidaria, Hydrozoa, Anthoathecata, Hydridae. The record is from RefSeq and is a predicted model, not a curated record.